This is a messenger RNA of Myotis lucifugus (little brown bat), 495 nucleotides long. Its product is annotated as protein CASP-like. Bases 40 to 480 code for a protein of 146 amino acids. NCBI's taxonomy places the organism in Eukaryota, Metazoa, Chordata, Mammalia, Chiroptera, Vespertilionidae. The transcript is spliced from 4 exons. Gene Ontology annotation, biological process: intra-Golgi vesicle-mediated transport. Gene Ontology annotation, cellular component: Golgi membrane. The record is from RefSeq and is a predicted model, not a curated record.
GGGCGCUGUGCAGAGCUGCAGGUCCACGUCACCGAGGCCAUGGCCAUGGUGACUGAGCAGAGGGAGCUGAUUGCCCGCCUGGAGCAGGAUCUCAGCACCAUCCAGUCCAUCCAGCGGCCAGAUGCCGAGGGUGCAGCCGAGCACGGCCUGGAGAAGAUCCCAGAGCCCAUCAAGGAGGCCACCGCCCUGUUCUAUGGACCCACGGCACCAGCCAGCGGCACCCUCCCCGAGGGCCAGGUAGACUCACUGCUGUCCAUCAUCUCCAGCCAGAGGGAGCGUUUCCGGACCCGGAACCAGGAGCUGGAGGCUGAGCACCGCAUGGCCCAGCACACCAUCCAAGCCCUGCAGAGCGAGCUGGACAGCCUGCGCGCCGACAACAUCAAGCUCUUCGAGAAAAUCAAGUUCCUGCAGAACUACUCUGGCCGGGUAAGUGCCCUCCCCAGUUUCAACCCCAGGUGUAGCAGGCAGGGAGAGCGGUAGUGCGGGCACUCCGAG